Pocillopora verrucosa is the source of this 4946-nucleotide messenger RNA. RefSeq names its product mucin-like protein. Gene Ontology annotation, biological process: cell-matrix adhesion. Gene Ontology annotation, molecular function: calcium ion binding. NCBI's taxonomy places the organism in Eukaryota, Metazoa, Cnidaria, Anthozoa, Scleractinia, Pocilloporidae. The record is from RefSeq and is a predicted model, not a curated record.
AGACGUUCAUCCAUAAACAGUACGUCGUCAAAACGACGACUGAAAAAUUGUUUUCAAAAACAGUUUUUUUUACCAUUACGUAGUUCUCAAGAAGCCUUCAAAGCUGCCCAGUAACCUUGUUUGUAGUUUGCGUGGUCAAGAAAAUGUAGCGUGAAAGUGUCAAGACCCUUAACUUAACUUGAAAGUAUGAUGCAAAGCGGAAGUUAUGUUUUGAUUCUUCUUAUCAUUUUCCACAAAGCAGCUAACAGAACGACUUCCCCUCCUGUUGAUACGAGCAACGUGUAUCCGUUUGGCCCUCAGCAGAAUGACAGCGAGUUUCGUCUCGAAGAUUCACGGUCUUUUUCCUCCCGGUGGUGCUUACGAAUAAAUACAGACUGGAAGGGAUUCCCCUUCUUCUCGGGGAGACAUUAUAAACUGCAUAUAUGCCGCGACGGUAAAAUCCAACUGAAAUAUGAAUGGAGCUGGUGGUGGCCGCAGAAGUUUGGUAUCUAUCGAUGGUUCAGAAAUAUGGCUGUUAUUGCACCUUUCUGGGCGACGACUGAUACUUACUUUGCCUUCAAAAAAAACCAUUCCAGGGUGUAUUAUCAAGUAUACGAAGAAAGUAAGGAAAGCUCCUCUAAUAUUCUUGAUAUGGCUGCAAAACACGUGCAGAACUACACUGAAGGAUUUUCCAACUUUCAGGCCUCCUGGGUCCUUGUAGUGACUUGGGAGAAUCUCUGUCCGUACGUCUAUUAUCCAUACUACUAUUACUAUUAUGGAUACCAGGAAAUUAAGUUAAACUGUCGCUGGAACAACACAUUUCAAGCAGUUAUAAUAACAGAUGGAUUUAACACGUUCUUGAUGUACAAUUAUCCCCACAAUGGCAUUCAGUGGGUGGUUCCUGCAGAUCAUUCUGAUUACCGUUACUGGACUGGCUACUAUGGUCUCCCUACUGCUGGGUGGAACGCAGGGAAUGAUGGUCAGGAUUACCUUAACAUUAAAGGAUCCGGAACUUUGUUUGGAAUGUAUAAUCUAGAUAAACAAAACGGAAAUACGGGAUCACCUGGAAAAUAUUUCUGGAGGAUCGAGAACAAUACGGAAAAAGACUCAUUAGAGAAGUGCAUGGCUUGGAGUAUGCGCCAAAGAGGAUUGAACAUGCGUGAUUGGUACGAUAAACUGAUACGUUCAGACUGGCGGAUGGCCUGUCCUUGUACGGAAUGGCAAGCCUGGUUAGAUUGGGGAAGAUUCUCUUGGGAUUGGUGGUCCACUUGGCCUGAUUGGUGUUACGAGUCCAGGCGUGUCAAAUUCAUUCCCUUUCCAAUGAAUAGUGAUAUCAGGGGUUUUACCGUGAGACAGCAGUGUUGUUACUCAACUAACUGGGACGACUGGGGCUCUCUCAAGGUUGGUCCUCCUGAUGGCGGACACGUGAAAGUUGAUGACUGGUUUAAUCAGGUUGAAGAGAUGGAGGAAAUGUACACAGACCGGCAGGCUUAUCAGUUUUGUUGUGUUGAUACAAAUAUGUGUGAGCAUUUCUACUUCUACCGUCCGUCUGAUCACUGCUCCUUGUAUAGGCCGCCAUUAAGACGUUGGUUCUGGGGUGAUCCUCACAUUAAAACACUUGAUGAUAGAAGCUAUACUUUCAAUGGUCUCGGUGAGUUCGUCAUGGUUGAUGCAAAUGAGGGACAAUUUCAACUUCAGGCCAGAACAAAACGUGCUCAAGGGAAUAACACGAAAGCAACUAUUUUCUCGGCCGGCGCAGCUAAAGAAGAAAAUACGAGCACAAUCGAAAUACGGGUAAAGCCUAAAGGAGGGCUGGAAAUUUUGUUAGACAAGAAAAUCUACCACGGCUACAACAACCUAAUAGACAAGAGUAUAGCAAUCGGUGGAAAUCUCUCUGCUUCAGCACCAGAGAAAAACUGUUUACAGGUUUCCUUUCCCUCAACAACAUCCGUCAACUUCUGUGUGAAGAAAGAAAUGUUGUCGUUUGUGGUAAGUCUCGGUGAGGAUUUGAAAAACACCACCAAAGGACUGUUGGGAACGUGGAAUGAUAACCCGGAUGAUGACUUCACAAGGCCUGAUGGGACUGUUUUAAAGUCAUUUUCAUUAAGGGAUAUUCAUUUCUCGUUUGGUGUCAAGUGGCAAAUUAACCAGUCCCAAUCUUUAUUUACCUAUGGUAACAAUGAAAGCGUGGCCAGUUUUUCAGAUCCUGAUUUUGAGCCCAUGUUUGCUGAUAACAUCACGUGGCAUAAUGACAGUUUAAGACAGAAAGCUGAAGAUCAAUGUGGAAACGAUCAAGAGUGUCUAUUUGACGUGGCUUCCACCAACGACUUGUCUCUUGGCUUGGUAACCAAAGAUAUCAGCAUUCAACUGGUGAAUGAGACAAAACAACUCAACAACUUCCCGCCCAAAAUAGAGACUGUUUCGAACGCGAUAAAUGCGACCCUUGGUGAUACAGUUCACUUGAGCAUCAGGGCUGUCGAUAACGACACGAUUAAGUUUCGCGUGAUUAACAAUCCUGAAGGGGCCACUUGGAACCAGACUGGUAACUUGUUAUAUUUCACUUGGCUUGUUACAACAUCAAGAAAGUUCAGUUUGACUUUCGUUGCUUCUAACGACAAAGGCGCAAGUGCCAGUUGGAGUCCAAUUAUUAACAUGUGUGCUUGCCAACAUGAUGGUCAAUGCGUAAAGCCAGAAGAGGGUGACACAGCCAACACUGACAGCAAGUUUGUAUACAUGGGAUGUGCAUGUCAGGGAGGAUACACAGGAAGAUUCUGUGACAGCGACAUUGACGCCUGCGAAAUGAAUGGUCAGCCGUGUUACGCGGGAGUUGCGUGCAUUGAUCUUCCUGCGCCAGCCAAUUCCAGUGGAUAUAAAUGUGGACCUUGUCCAUCAGGGUACACUGGAAAUGGAGCUCAGUGUGCUGACAUCGACGAAUGCCAAAAUAAGUCGGGAAUUAACUGUGAUCAGCUCUGUGUCAAUCUGCCAGGUUCUUACUUCUGUGAUUGUAACAACGGAUACAAACUGAAUGCUGAUGGCGGCACGUGUGAUGAUAUUAACGAAUGCCUGCCAACAAACGAUUGCAUGCAGAAGUGUAACAACACACGAGGAAGUUACAGCUGUUCAUGCGACAAUUUUUUUCAAGUUGAUCCCAGUGAUCCAAAGAAGUGUGUAGCCAUAAACCCUUGUCCUGCUGGCCAUGGCUGUCAACAUGUUUGCUUCACAGGGGACGAUGAUGAACUUAAAUGCACGUGCAAUGCUAAUUAUCAGCUGGACAGUGCUGGCAAAAGUUGCAGAGAUAUCGAUGAAUGCGACCCUUCGAAUCCCCGUCAUCGCUGCAGUCAGAUCUGUAAAAAUACUCCAGGGAGUUAUAGCUGCUCUUGUGAAAAAGGAUUUGAAAUAGCAAAGGAUGGUUACGAUUGCGAAGAUAUUAACGAGUGCCUCGACGUGAGCUUGUUCAACUGCACGGAUGAGUUUCAAAAAUGCGUUAACACUCGUGGCUCUUACAAGUGUGAAUGUGAUCAAGACUUGUACUUUAUCAAAGGAAAAUGCAGAGGUUUAGAGAAGAAUCAGACAGCUCCAGCGCCAGAGUUACAAAAGCCACGCGAACCUUCAAACAAAGAAAAAGAGGAAGCCGUCCAGUUCUCAAUUGAACAUAAAAAUGGGUUUAAAUGGGAUUUUAAGAAAGACAAAGAUUUCAAGGAAAAGAUGGCUUCUGUCACCACGAAAUACUGUAGUGAAAACAGGACAAGAUGUGCUCUGAAAGAAACAACGAGAAACAGACGGUCGCUCCUUUUUGAUCUCUAUACUACAGAUCAAAUCCAUCUUUUGCCUGAUUACCCCACAAACUCAUCCGGGCUCCUUUACGUAGCGUUCUAUGUUCAGCAACCUGUUGGCCACUAUGUCGGCAACGCGUCAUCACUAUCUCACAGGAUACUGGUUCAAAUUAUAGUCAUUCACAAGAGUGAGAUUGAAGCGGCUAUUGGUGCAAAUAUAUCUGGUAUAGUAGCGUGGUUUAAACCUGGAAAACCAACCUCUUCGCCAUCUGAAGGAAAUGCAAAACCGGCUGAAUGGAAGUGGAUUGCAAUUGGUGCUAGCGUGGGAGGAGUGGUUAUAAUCGUGAUCGUUAUCGUUAGGAGAUGUUUGAGGAGGACAAAUCCUAAUGCUGUGCGCCCAAUUGAGGCUCGAUGAAACAUCGCCAUGAAAAGUGAUCGUCAGGCCUGGUACUAGCACCCAGCCAGUGAAACACUUUUUUCUAUCGUAAAUGUAGAAAGUAGGCACCCCACAGCUGGCCACCGCUCAGCUUUCUUCCGUCCGUGUGCUAGGGAACUUAAGUUUUCACACAGGAAAUAUAUUAGUCCGUAGAUCAGUAACCACAAUUUGAGUCGUAUAAUGGUAAACGUUUGUCAGAACUUAUCCAGAAAACAUAAUUUGACGUGAACCCCGUGAAACUAAAACGAUUUUGCAAAUGGGUUUUACAACGUCUUGUAAAAGAAAAACUGUAAAAUAUAAUUGUGUCAUAUCGCCUAAAACCUCUUACUACACAUUAAGCUCUUGAUACAAUCUUACAACUAUUUUAUCAUAAAACUGCUUGGAAACUUAUUCUUAAAGGGGUUUAGACAAAGCCUCGGCUGUUCGAAGGCUGGAUAACGCUAUCCACUUGAUAAAAUGCCAUGCAGUAGAUAUAAUAGAAAGUGCUAUUAACACUUAUCACCUGGUUAGCGAUUUAUCCGGUGGAAAGCGCCAUCCAGCCUGUGAAAACCCGAGGCAAGAGGUAUAGUUUCUGCAUAUGGAGACCAUUUUCAUCGUAAGAUAAUGUGUUCAAAAUUUAGGUCGAGUUUUAUUUGGUUCAACUGUUUCAACUUCAUCAAAAAACGUUUGUAGUAUGAUUUCAGCUGCUAUCCGGUUCUUAACACGCUUACGAUUUCAAUCUGGUUCGAUGCCCUUUGAAAAAUUAAUUUAUUUGAGCC